Messenger RNA from Vigna radiata var. radiata (mung bean), 1876 nucleotides. RefSeq names its product berberine bridge enzyme-like 18. The transcript has a single exon. The coding region runs from base 24 to 1631 and encodes 535 amino acids. The record is from RefSeq and is a predicted model, not a curated record. Lineage: Eukaryota; Viridiplantae; Streptophyta; Magnoliopsida; Fabales; Fabaceae. Gene Ontology annotation, molecular function: FAD binding; oxidoreductase activity.
UGAACAACAAAGCAUACACAAAAAUGAAACGUUUUAGCUCUUACUUUUGCGUAGUUUUUGCCAUUUCUCUUUUAUUUUUACUUACACCUUCUUCAGCAGAUUCUCAUGAAAAAUUUGUUCAAUGUCUUUACGAUUAUCCCGAAAACAACUCAAUCUCAAGUGUUGUUUACACCCAAACCAAUUCAUCAUAUUCCUCUGUCCUAGAUGUUUCCAUUCAAAAUCUUAGGUUCUUCAACGUAAGUUCAAAACCCGUGGUCAUCGUGACUCCACUCGUUGUUUCCCACGUUCAAGCCACCAUAAUCUGUGCCCGAAGACAUGGCUUGCAGAUUCGAACCCGAAGUGGAGGCCAUGAUUACGAGGGUCUCUCGUACGUUGCUGGAGUUCCAUUUGUCGUCGUUGAUCUCAUAAAGAUUCGAGAAAUCGAAGUUGACGUAGAAAACAACACUGCAUGGGUUCAAGCUGGGGCAACCAUCGGUGAACUUUACUACACGAUUAGUCAGAAAAGCAGAACACUAGGGUUCCCAGCAGGUGUGUGCCCCACUGUGGGCGUUGGUGGCCACUUUAGCGGUGGUGGCUAUGGAUUCUUGAUGCGUAAGUACGGUCUUGCUGCUGAUAAUGUUACUGAUGUUCACAUAGUUGACGUCCAUGGUAAUCUCCUUAAUAGAACAACAAUGGGAGAUGAUCUAUUUUGGGCCAUUAGAGGUGGUGGUGGGGCAAGCUUUGGAAUCGUGGUGGCUUGGAAGAUAAAUCUUGUUUCAGUUCCAUCAACUGUGACAGUAUUCCGAGUUCCAAGGACGUUGGAAGAAAAUGCAACGGGGAUUAUUCAUAAGUGGCAGCGUGUGGCAAACAAACUUAACGACAGCCUAACGAUUAGGAUCAACAUGGCAAGGGUAAAUUCAAGUCAAAGUGGGAAUCUAACAGUACAAGCGCAGUUUGAAUCUUUGUAUCUAGGACGUGCAGAUGACCUCAUUCCCUAUUUGCAAAAGAACUUUCCGGAGUUGGGUUUGGUGAGAGAAGACUGCACUGAGAUGAGUUGGAUAGAAUCGAUUCUCUUCAUGGCUGGAUUUACAAACGGUCAAUCCACUGAUGUUUUGCUGAACAGAACUCAGCUAAACGGUUUGUCGUUCUUUAAAGCAAAAUCAGAUUAUGUGACAGAUCCCAUUCCUGAUGUUGGGUUAGAAGGGUUAUGGCCUUUCUUUUUUGAUGAUGAGGCUGAAAAUGCUUUCGUUCAAUUCACUCCUUAUGGAGGCAAGAUGGAUGAGAUUUCAAAAUCCGAAACUCCAUUCCCACACAGAGCUGGCAACAUAUUCCACAUUCAAUACUUUGUGUCUUGGUUUGAGAAAGGGGAUGUGGCAGCACAGAGGCACGUCAACUGGAUUAGAAGAUUGUAUAAUUAUACGGAAGCUUAUGUUUCAAAGAAUCCUAGAUCUGCAUAUCUAAACUAUAGAGACCUUGACAUUGGAGUUAAUAACAAUGGUCACACAAGCUUCCGCCAAGCAAGCAUUUGGGGCUUCAAGUAUUUUAGUAACAACUUUAUUAGAUUGGCUCGCGUGAAGACAAGGGUUGACCCUCGAAACUUCUUCAGAAACGAACAAAGUGUACCUCCUCUUGUCAGGAAUGGACGCAAAUAGAUUUUCUUGGGUGCAGUACAUGUCAUUAUAAAAUAAGCUGCUGUCAUUUUACUUUUACGUUUAUAAAUUGCAGCAUUCAUCGAUAUUCCUUAGUAUGAUGUACAAUAUUGAUUUGUAGUAUGUUGACUGGUCACACUUAUCACUUUUUUUCACUAGUUUCUAGGUUCAUCUCAGAUUGAAAACUAUGAAUAAUUAUAGUCUAUUAACGGUAAUAAUGAAUGGAAACAUACAUCAUACCGACUUAA